GACACCCAGGAAAAAAUAUGUAAGCUGGUUUCAUUUAUUUGUGCCCUAAGCAGCAGUGUCAUAUAACAGACAGGUUGCUGCAGCCAACCAGACUUGAGCAGCUGCGAAUGCUACAUCUUGGCACUCUGAAACGAUUGGCUCCUCUCUGGGGAGUGGAGGGUGUUCAGUUAUUAAUGACCGCUGAGCAGGCAGCACCAUGUCAGUGUGACAACUGAUCGGGUGAACGAUGCACCACUAACCACCAUGGAAACAAGGGGAAGUAAAAGGAGCUAGCAGCAUCUCUCUUUCCUGGAUCGCAAGCAUCCGCCAGUCUGACAGAGAGGCAAAGAGAGCGGCUGGCAAAAGCCUGGGAUCUCAAGUGCAGGCUGCUGCUUUCCCUCAUGUUGUAGGAUAUACAGAUAGGACUAUAUAUACAUGUCUAUGCAUGCAGUGUCUAUUUGUUUAUGCUCUGUCUGCACAUAUACAUAUGCACCUUUUCACACCCAGGGAAGACUGCAAUUCUGUGAUUCUCACACCUAAGGAACUAAGGAAUCCACAGUCCAGAGACGCAAGAAGUCAUCUACUACCCGGAAACUGCAUUUGCAGGGUCAUGCAGCCAUUGUUGCAGACACUAAUCAACCAUGGGAUAUGAAAUUAUUACUCCUAAAUAAAUGAAUUGCUUAAUCUCCAAUGACCAAUUAUACAUAUUCCAUCUUCACAAAGUAUAUCAAUUUUAUCUCAUCAAGGCAAUAGUGACCUUCUGUUCUCCAAUAUGUAUGGGAUGUUUGGACAAUGCAUUUGCAGCUUUGACACUCUUUUCCAGGAAGACAAACGUUAUAUUUCUUUGGUAUUUAUCAUUUGACAAAUGCAAGAAUUUUCUUUAUCAAUCAGAUCUUAUUGAACUUAACAGCAGCUGCUGUGGAAUGUUUAAAGGUCCAUUGUAUUUCUGAAGACUGAGAGCUAAGAUGAAGGACAUGCCACUCAAAAUUCAGGUGCUACUUGGCCUAGCUCUCACUGCAUUGGUACAAGCUAUAGAUAAAAAAGUGGAUUGUCCACCAUCAUGUACAUGUGAAAUAAGACCUUGGUUUACACCAAGAUCCAUUUAUAUGGAAGCCCUUACAGUGGAUUGUAAUGAUUUAGGUCUUUUUAAUUUCCCGGACAGAUUGCCUGCUGACACACAGAUCCUACUGCUGCAGACCAACAAUAUUGCAAAAAUUGAAAACUCGGUAGACUUUCCAGUGAACCUUACUGGCCUGGACUUAUCACAAAACAACUUAUCCUCAGUCACCAAUAUUAAUGUAAGAAAGAUGCCUCAGCUUCUUUCCAUCUACCUGGAGGAAAAUAAACUUACUGAGCUGCCAGAAAAAUGUCUGUCCAGGCUAAACAAUUUACAAGAACUCUAUAUUAAUCAUAACUUCCUUUCUACCAUUUCACCAGGAGCCUUCGUUGGUCUACAUAAUCUUCUCCGACUUCAUCUCAACUCAAAUAGAUUGCAGAUGAUCAACAGUAAGUGGUUUGAAGCUAUUCCAAAUCUAGAGAUUCUCAUGAUUGGAGAAAAUCCAAUCAUCAGAAUCAAAGAUAUGAACUUUAAGCCACUUGUCAAUCUGCGCAGUCUGGUUAUAGCUAGCAUAAACCUCACUGAAAUACCAGAUAAUGCAUUGGUUGGCCUGGACAAUUUAGAAAGCAUCUCAUUUUAUGAUAACAGAUUUGUUAAAGUGCCCCAUGAGGCUCUUCAAAAGGUAAUUAACCUCAAAUUUUUGGAUCUAAAUAAGAAUCCUAUUAAUAGAAUACGAAGAGGAGAUUUCAGCAACAUGUUACAUCUAAAAGAGUUGGGGAUAAAUAAUAUGCCUGAGUUGAUUUCUAUAGAUAGUCUUGCUAUUGACAAUUUGCCCGAUCUAAGAAAAAUAGAAGCUACUAACAAUCCUAGAUUAUCAUACAUACAUCCAAAUGCAUUCUACAGACUUCCCAAACUUGAAUCACUCAUGCUCAACAGUAAUGCCCUCAGUGCCCUGUACCAUGGAACCAUUGAGUCCCUGCCUAACCUCAAAGAAAUCAGCAUACACAGCAAUCCCAUCAGAUGCGACUGUGUUAUCCGCUGGAUCAAUAUGAAUAAAACCAACAUUCGACUGAUGGAGCCUGAUUCACUGCUUUGUGUGGACCCUCCCGAAUUUCAGGGUCAGAAUGUUCGGCAAGUACAUUUCAGGGAAAUGAUGGAAAUUUGUCUCCCUCUGAUUGCCCCUGAAAGUUUUCCUUCUAAUAUGGAUUUAGAAGCUGGGAGCUAUGUCUCAUUACACUGUAGAGCUACAGCAGAGCCAGAGCCUGAAAUCUACUGGAUUACACCAUCAGGCCACAAGCUCUUGCCUAAUACUCUUUCUGACAAGUUUUAUGUCCAUUCUGAAGGUACAUUAGACAUAAGUGACAUAACUCCAAAGGAAGGUGGUUUAUACACUUGCAUAGCAACUAACCUGGUUGGUGCUGACUUAAAAUCAAUUAUGAUCAAAGUUGACGGUUCUUUUCCCCAGGAUAAUAAUGGAUCUUUGAAUAUUAAGAUAAAAGAUGUUCAGUCUAAUUCAGUUCUGGUAUCUUGGAAAGCAAAUUCUAAAAUUCUUAAAUCCAGUGUUAAAUGGACUGCUUUUGUUAAAACUGAAAAUUCUCAUGCUGCCCAAAGUGCUCGAAUACCGUCUGAUGUCAAGGUAUAUAAUCUCACACAUCUGAAUCCAUCAACUGAAUACAAAAUUUGUAUUGAUAUCCCUACUAUCUACCAACAAAAUAAAAAACAAUGUAUUAAUGUCACCACAAAAGGAUUGGAUCUUGACCUGAAUGGUUAUGAAAAGAAUAACAUAACAGCAUUCAUUGCCUGCCUAGGAGGUCUUCUGGGAGUAAUCAGUGUGAUAUGUCUUUUCAGCUGCAUCUCUCAGGAGAUGAACUGUGAUGCUGGACACAGCUAUGUACAGAAUUACCUACAGAGGCCAACGUUUGCAUUCAGUGAGCUUUAUCCUCCUCUAUUCAGCCUUUGGGAUGCAAGAAAAGAGAAAAGCACAGCACUUGAAGUAAAAGCAACUGUUAUAGGUGUGCCAACAAAUAUGUCUUAAAAAUGGCAGUUAAAAAAAAAACUUUCUGUGAAGAAAAGCACAAGACUAUAGUUGUGCUAAAUAAAAGGGACAGAAGUAUUAUGCUUUAGAAAGAAGUCUAGACUUCAUCAGUGCUGCUGCUGACAAUGGAAACAUGUAUGAGUUCAGCAUUUUUAAAAAAGUAUUUUAAUUAACUGGCUUCAAAGGGUACUGUGGCAACCAAAUAAAACAACUUCAUUUUCUAGACCUUUCAUUUGACUUUUCUGUCUGGAAUACAGCUCAAGUGAACAAGAACAUUUUCUGUAUUUUUUUUAAGUAUGUAAGAGUAGUUGAACUGAGCAAUACCUUCUCCUGUGUUGCAUUACACAUAUUAGCCACGAGUUUUUGCAGUGACCAGAUAAACUUGAAUUGGCACGUGGUAUAGCAAAAUGGACAAAUUAUGUAGAGUAGACACAGUGAGUAUGUGAAACUUUUUUAUGAGGAAAAAUACAUUUUGGAUUAAAAUCAAUUGCUUUUGUCUUGUUUUGUUUCUAAAUAAAAACAAUUUCUGAGAGAUACUAUCUGACAAAAAUAAUCAUUUUAACGGCGGAUUAAAAAAAACACCAUUCUGUUAUAAUGGAGUUCUGAAUUCUAAGGGGAAAACUUUUCAUGGGCUAUUUAAUUACAUCUCAUGCAAAAAAAUAUAUUUUGUACUUCCAUGACAUUAAAAAAUAGCAGCAUAGUGUUUUAUAUUUUGAAUAUAGACAAAAAUAUUCAUAAGGGAGUUACAUAUUUAGAGUACUGUCGCAGAAUUAUUUCUUUUUCCUUUCCCCUCACAGCAGCUUGAAGACUAGAUUUAAUUACUAGCCUCAGACAGUGUAAAUUCAAGACCUGAGUUAAAGAAAAUAUUUACUCUUUAGUUGCAUCUCAAUUCAAGGGUUUUGCUCUAUAGAAAAUUCUGCCAAAUUUUAACAAGGUAUUUUCAAAAGAUAUUUUUUCUCAAAGAUAUAUCCCCUUUGUGAUUGUGAUGCUAAACGCAUAGUAUGGUUAUAUCUCAUAAGAAUGCACAAUUAGUUUAGUUAUUUGAUAUGUUUUCAAAUAUAACAUGGAGAAAGACUUCCCUAUUCUGUGGUGUUAAUAAAGUAAGAUUAUACUUUAAAACAUAGCUUAUAGGUAGUAGACAUUUCUUAUUCCAAAAUCCUUGCUUUUAAAUAUAAACAUUCCUGAAAGAAGUGCAAAUUGAAUAAAACUAUUCCUAUGUCCAAAGUUUAAAUAAUUUGCACAAAAAUUUAAGCAAUGCCAAAAGGCUAAUUAAUAUUCAAAUAGUUAAUAAUGCUACCUAAGUAUUUUUGUGAUUAGAAUAAUAUGGAAACAGUAUGAUGGGGGUAAUUUUGACAGUUGUUAAAUAAAAUUUUAAAAUCUGGGUAAUUGUUGAUCAUAUCACAUAGAACAUUCAUAAUUUAGGUUCAAGAAAAAAUUAACUUCUUUUAGGCUUUCUUAUUUGUCAAAAAUAUGUACAUCUUCUCCAUAUCCCUAACACAGGCU
Molecule: messenger RNA, 4574 nt
Organism: Trichosurus vulpecula (common brushtail)
Lineage: Eukaryota; Metazoa; Chordata; Mammalia; Diprotodontia; Phalangeridae
Gene: LRRN3
Product: leucine rich repeat neuronal 3
Exons: 2
Coding region: 945-3071 (708 amino acids)
Molecular function (GO): protein binding
Source: RefSeq, a predicted model, not a curated record